Cylicostephanus goldi is the source of this 470-nucleotide messenger RNA. NCBI's taxonomy places the organism in Eukaryota, Metazoa, Nematoda, Chromadorea, Rhabditida, Strongylidae. The record is from the annotation of a GenBank genome assembly.
UUGCGGAGCAUAUGUAGACCAACUGCUAUUUUUGCUUAUUUACAAAAGAAAUUACAAAUUCUGUUCCCUUUAUCAAAAGAAAACAUAGGGCAACAUUCUGACUGGGGUACUUUUGGUAUACUUGACAACGUCUAUCAAUGUUUUAAAUAUCUGACUCUUCGUAAACAUAAUUGGAAAUACUAUCAGUACUUAUCCGGUUCGGAUCUGCCGAUUCGUACAAAUCUCGAAAUGGUUCGCAUAAUGAAAGCGUUGAAUGGAUCGAUUAAUACGGAUGGAAUUCAUCCCCCCGUUCCCCUCUUCAAAUCAGCGAUGUCAGUGGCAAUGCCUAGAGCUGCUGCCAAUUAUAUAGUUAGAAGCACGAAAGUGAGAAGGCUUCUGAAGUAUCUCUCACAUACAUGGAUACCAGACGAGUCGUUUUGGACAUCAGUUGGCGGCAAUGCUGCAUGUGAGUUGCUUACGAAUUUCUGAAA